Spirodela intermedia is the source of this 1425-nucleotide messenger RNA. NCBI's taxonomy places the organism in Eukaryota, Viridiplantae, Streptophyta, Magnoliopsida, Alismatales, Araceae. The record is from the annotation of a GenBank genome assembly.
AUGGAGUCGUCGGCGACCGCAAAGAAGGGUAGCAUCGUCCUCUACCCCUCCCCAGGAAUUGGGCACCUGGAACCCUUGUUAGAGUUCGCAAAGAUCUUGGUGGGGAGAGGUUUCCCAGUGACGAUCGCCAUGUUAGAUCCUUCUUACAUCUCUGGCUACGCCGCUGCCUUCAUCGACCGUGUCGCUAAAGCCCACCCAAACAUCCUAUUCCACCGCCUCCCAGCCGUAACGCUUCCGCCUUUGGACAACAAUGAACCCCUCACCUUCGAGCUCAUCCGGCUCAGCAAUGCCAACCUCCACCGCUACCUCGCGUCGAGCUCGCCGAUCGCCGUCGUCCUAGACUUUUUCUGUGCCGCGGCCCUCGAUGUCGUCACUGAGCUGGGCAUCCCUGCUUUCUUCUUCUUCACCUCCUGCGCCGGCGCUCUGGCCGCCUUUAUCCAUCUCCCAGUGAUUGACAAAGCAACUACGGAAAGUUUUCAAAAUCUAGGCGACACACUGAUCCAAUUCCCCUGCCUCCCGCCGAUUCCUGCAAGUCACAUGGCGGUCCCGUUGCUUGAUCGGCGGCACGACAGCUACACGGGAUUCAUCAAUCUCGCCACCCGCAUUAUAGACGGCGAUGGUAUCAUCGUGAACACCUUUGAGGCGCUUGAGCCGGCCGCGUUGGUGGCAAUUAGAUCAGGUCUCUAUCUCCCAGAGGGCGUCCGCACACCGCCCAUCUACUGCGUCGGCCCCCUGAUUGCUUCAGAAGACCAGGAGAGGGGGGCAAGGGCGGAGUGCCUGUCAUGGCUGCACUCGCAGCCUCCAGCGAGCGUCGUUUUCCUCAGCUUCGGGAGCUUGGGCCUCUUCUCCGAGGAACAACUCCGGGAGAUCGCCAACGGACUGGAGACCAGUGGGCAGAGAUUCCUGUGGGUCGUCCGGAACCCACCAACAAAAGAGGAGUCUACGAUAGACGAGAAACAACGCGAACCCAAUCUCCACUCGCUGCUGCCAGCAGGCUUCCUCGAGCGCACCAGGCGGCGGGGAAUGGUCGUCAAGUCCUGGGUCCCCCAGGUGUCGGUGCUGGCUCACGAGUCGGUGGGCGGUUUCGUGACUCACCUCGGCUGGAACUCAGUGUUGGAGGCCAUCUGCGCCGGCGUUCCUAUGGUGGGCUGGCCACUGUACGCUGAGCAGCGGAUGACCAAGGUGUUCUUGGCGGACGGUCUGGGUCUUGUGGGCGUGAUGGAAGGCUACGACAAGGGUCUCGUGUUGGCUGCCGAGGUGGAUGCCCGGAUCAGGUGGCUGAUGGAAUCGGAGGGCGGAAGUGCCCUUAGGAUGGAGACGUCCGUUGCCAAGGAGGCGGCCGCUGCCGCCAUGAAGAAUAGCGGAUCGUCCCAAAGGGCCCUCGAAGAGUUUGAGAGGGCCCUCUCUAUCCCACGGCUUCAAUAA